Manis javanica (Malayan pangolin) is the source of this 3405-nucleotide messenger RNA. RefSeq names its product gamma-aminobutyric acid type A receptor subunit alpha3 (gene GABRA3). Gene Ontology annotation, cellular component: membrane. Gene Ontology annotation, molecular function: GABA-A receptor activity; extracellular ligand-gated monoatomic ion channel activity. Gene Ontology annotation, biological process: chloride transport; monoatomic ion transmembrane transport; gamma-aminobutyric acid signaling pathway. The record is from RefSeq and is a predicted model, not a curated record. Lineage: Eukaryota; Metazoa; Chordata; Mammalia; Pholidota; Manidae.
CGCAGGCUGGCUGGCGGACCGGAGAGACAGAUGAGCCAGGGGCGCGGAGAGAGACUCCGAGAAGGAGCAGAGGGAGCCCAGCCCCGGGAGGGCCGACCUCCCGCCUCUCUCAGUUCAUUCAUCCCUCCCUUGUCUCCUCUGCGGGGCAGUGACUGUGGCUCUCGGUUUCUCCAGGUUGGUGCCUAAGAAGAUGAUAAUCACACAAAUGAAUCGCUGCUUCAUGACCAGCCUUGGACUUCUCUUCUUGAUUAAUAUUCUCCCUGAAACAACUGGUCAAGGGGAAUCAAGACGACAAGAACCUGGUGACUUUGUGAAACAGGAUAUUGGCGGGCUUUCUCCUAAGCAUGCCCCGGAUAUUCCUGAUGACAGCACUGACAACAUCACUAUCUUCACCAGAAUCUUGGACCGUCUUUUGGACGGCUAUGACAACCGGUUGCGACCUGGGCUCGGAGAUGCAGUAACUGAAGUGAAAACCGACAUCUAUGUGACCAGUUUUGGCCCUGUGUCAGACACUGACAUGGAAUACACAAUUGAUGUAUUUUUUCGACAGACAUGGCAUGAUGAAAGACUAAAAUUUGAUGGCCCCAUGAAGAUCCUUCCACUGAACAAUCUCCUGGCUAGUAAGAUCUGGACCCCUGACACCUUCUUCCACAAUGGCAAGAAAUCAGUAGCCCAUAACAUGACCACACCUAACAAGCUGCUCAGACUGGUGGACAAUGGAACCCUCCUCUACACAAUGAGGUUAACAAUUCAUGCCGAGUGUCCCAUGCAUUUGGAAGAUUUUCCUAUGGAUGUGCAUGCCUGUCCGCUGAAGUUUGGAAGCUAUGCCUAUACGACAGCUGAGGUGGUUUAUUCUUGGACUCUUGGGAAGAACAAAUCUGUAGAAGUGGCACAGGAUGGCUCUCGUCUGAAUCAGUAUGACUUGCUGGGCCACGUUGUUGGAACAGAGAUAAUCCGGUCUAGUACAGGAGAAUAUGUCGUCAUGACAACCCACUUCCAUCUCAAGCGAAAAAUUGGCUAUUUUGUGAUCCAGACCUACUUGCCAUGUAUCAUGACUGUCAUUCUGUCGCAAGUGUCUUUCUGGCUCAACAGAGAGUCUGUUCCUGCCCGCACGGUCUUUGGUGUCACCACUGUUCUUACCAUGACCACCUUGAGUAUCAGUGCCAGAAACUCCUUACCUAAAGUGGCAUACGCGACGGCCAUGGAUUGGUUCAUAGCCGUCUGUUAUGCCUUUGUAUUUUCUGCGCUGAUUGAAUUUGCCACUGUUAACUACUUCACCAAGCGGAGUUGGGCUUGGGAAGGCAAGAAAGUGCCAGAGGCCCUGGAAAUGAAGAAAAAGACACCAGCAGCCCCAACAAAGAAAACCAGCACCACCUUCAACAUCGUGGGAACCACCUACCCCAUCAGCCUGGCCAAGGACACUGAGUUCCCCGCCAUCUCCAAGGGCGCUGCCCCCAGUGCCUCCUCAACCCCGACAGUCAUUGCUUCGCCCAAGGCCACCUAUGUGCAGGACAUCCCGACGGAGACCAAGACCUACAACAGUGUCAGCAAGGUUGACAAAAUUUCCCGCAUCAUCUUUCCUGUGCUCUUUGCCAUUUUCAAUCUGGUCUAUUGGGCCACAUACGUUAACCGAGAAUCAGCUAUCAAGGGCAUGAUCCGCAAACAGUAGGCAGUGGUGCCACAGCAACCAGAGCGCUGUAUACCCUAGUAUGCAUCCGAACUCCAGGCACCCGACCUCCAGGGCUCCCCUUUAUGUGUUUCAGGAUUCUUCUUUUUAACCCUCUGCCAAGCUGUCACUUCAUAUUUAUGAAUCUCAGUGAAAAACAAACAUAGAAAGAAUUACUUCUCCCUCUAACAUUGCUGAACAUGUCCUUAUCAGAGCCAAACACUGCCGUUUGUCCAGUUGCUCAUCUAGUGGGACAUCUGGCUGUUGGAGAGGUCUAGAUCCAGGAGGACUGUGGGGUGGUCCGGAUCAGAUGAUUCUGACCCAUUAGGAAGACAGGCUGGGCUAUCCCAUGUGGUCCCUCCUGGCACCUUCCCUACCUUCAGCAGGGUCCACAAGCCAUAAGUACUGAUAACAAGGGCAGGAGCCAGUGCUAACCUCUGAAAAGGCCCACCCAGCCCGUUUAUUGGCUUGGGGGUUAGUGGACACAAUUGAGGCUCACCAGUGUUUACCAUAUUAUGGACAAAACACCAACUUGGCCAGCCAGACCCCAAGAUGGCUGGUGUCCUGCCAUGUCUAGCCCCUCAGAAAAAUAGUACACUCUUUGGUAUAUGUGCCCCCAAAGUAAGCCCUGUUCUCUCAAGCUCUUUGUCUCCCUUGAGAGCUGGUAUCCCUUGUAGCCAGCUGGCCACUGCUUAGUUUGGUUUCAUUACCAUCUACAAAUUCUUCAGGAAAAGGGUAAAGUACUUUUUAAAUUCAUACUAAAAAGAGACAAAUGGGAACAAAUAACUGCACAAUAAUUUAAAAAAGAUUAGAGAGCAAAGUCACCUCCUGCCAAGGCAACUAGUGAAAUACUGGAUAGGGCUAGAGAUUUGGACUGGGUGGUAGUUGAGACUUGAAGUCUGGCUCAAAAGAGAGGGCCACGGGCAAGCAAAAGUUGCAUUUUUUCUUCCAUACCCUCCACACUUGAGCCCCUAGCUCAGGCGCAAGGGCUUUGCCCCCCACCCAUCAGGGAGCUCGGGUCUCUGUUGAUGCAGAUUAUGAGGGAGCUGCGCUGGAGUUUUGAGUCAGCGAAAUCAUUCACUUUAUUGCCAGUUUGAUAAUAUAUUAUUUAGAUCAUUUGAUCUCAUUUGUUAUUGUGUGCAAAAGGAAGCUAUAAUUGUAAAAUUUUUAUAAGGUAGAUAAACUGAGUCUCAGAUAUUUGAAUGACUUGCCUAGGCUUCUUAAAAGGGUCUGUAAUGAAGUGCAGUUUGGUCGAACACAAAGAUUUUUAAAGUCACAAUGUGUCACCCAAAGAGACGAGUUGCAUAGAUCGAGCUCAAGGGGAUGAGAUUAAGAUGGCAGCCCCAGCCACUAGUCCAGAGUAUCCAGGAAGCCCCAAGUUAAGCCACAGAUGGCACCAAAACCAUUCUCCCUGCCCACCCCCUGAACAGAGCCCCCAAGGGGUCUAUCAUUAGCUGCUGGUUGCCCUUGCACACAUCCUUCCCCUGUCCCCUGCUUCCAUGCCACUGCUGGGAUAAUGCAUGCCAGUCCCAGACUGUGUCUAUAGGUAAAUUCAUGACUAGCGGAGUGCGGUGUCGUGACUCUGGGGGGGUGGGGGUGGGGGCGCUGUUCAUGACUGUCUUAAGGAAUUCAGAAUGGAAGCCUGACCUUUGCCUUUCUGUAGAAAUUUGUGUUUCCAAAUGCUUUGGUGUAAUGUUUAGUGGCUGUUUAUUAAACUUAUGAAUUGUACUCAGGCUGGA